AUGUCGGAAACAGAACCCACCCCCGCGGACCUCGCCGCGCGCGACGCCGAAGAACGCGCCCGCAAGGCCGCCGAGGAGGCUGAGCAGGCCCGGCUCCCCUACAAAUGGACGCAGACCAUCCGCGACGUCGAGGUCACGAUCCCCGUGCCGGGCCACCUGCGCGGCCGCGAUCUGGACGUCGUGCUCACCAAGACUAAGAUCAAGGUGGCGGUGAAGGGGGAGGAGGCUGUUAUUGAGGGCACCUUCCCCCACCCGGUCAUCGUCGACGAAAGCUCGUGGACGCUGGAGACGACGGCGCAUCCGCCGGGCAAGGAGGUGGCCGUGCACCUGGACAAGGUCAACAAGGUGGAGUGGUGGCCGCACGUGGUGACGGGGGCGCCCAAGAUCGACGUCAGCAAGAUCACGCCCGAGUCGUCCUCGCUGAGCGACCUGGACGGCGAGACGCGUGCCAUGGUCGAGAAGAUGAUGUACGACCAGCGGCAGAAGGAGAUGGGCGGGAUGACCAGCGACGAGCAGAAGAAGAUGGAGAUCUUGAAGCAGUUUCAGGCGGAACAUCCUGAGAUGGAUUUCUCGAAGGCGCAGAUUGGUUGA
Molecule: messenger RNA, 591 nt
Organism: Aspergillus uvarum CBS 121591
Lineage: Eukaryota; Fungi; Ascomycota; Eurotiomycetes; Eurotiales; Aspergillaceae
Product: NudC domain-containing protein
Exons: 3
Coding region: 1-591 (196 amino acids)
Biological process (GO): protein folding
Cellular component (GO): cytoplasm
Source: RefSeq, a predicted model, not a curated record